Messenger RNA from Drosophila erecta, 438 nucleotides. RefSeq lists its product as uncharacterized. The record is from RefSeq and is a predicted model, not a curated record. Lineage: Eukaryota; Metazoa; Arthropoda; Insecta; Diptera; Drosophilidae.
AUGGCUCUGGUGGCCCAUCGGAUGAUGCUGCCAGCGCGGCAUCGACGCAGCACCACCCAGCAGGUGGCCCGCAACAAGGUGGGCGUGCUGCUGGUUCCCAGUGUGGCGGAUUACUACGGCGCGGAGGUGGCACCCGGCAUGGCCACGCCCCUGCCCACUCCGGCCGCCUCCCAGCUGCAGCUGCCACAGGAUGCGGCAGAGGCAUCGGGCGAUGGCAGCGGCGCAAAAGUGAGUGCAACAAGUCGGUGCAACGACCCACAUUCGGUUGACUGUGCAUGGAAAUGGCAGGAAUUUCCUCCGGGGAUUUCCCCCAAAAUAGCAGCCUCGCUUUCUCGUUUUUCUUUCUCCUACGGCUUCUGUUUUCGCCUUCUGUUUUUUUUCUCCGACUGGCGCCAGCUUUAUUUGGUCAAAUGUGUGCUGUGCGAUUUUGGGGCAUAG